Messenger RNA from Aspergillus niger, 2817 nucleotides. RefSeq lists its product as uncharacterized. Lineage: Eukaryota; Fungi; Ascomycota; Eurotiomycetes; Eurotiales; Aspergillaceae. The record is from RefSeq and is a predicted model, not a curated record. The coding region runs from base 1 to 2817 and encodes 938 amino acids. Gene Ontology annotation, biological process: phosphatidylinositol dephosphorylation. The transcript has 3 exons. Gene Ontology annotation, molecular function: phosphatidylinositol-4,5-bisphosphate 5-phosphatase activity.
AUGGCUUCGGGCUCAGCGCAGCUCGCAUCGCAGUCUUCUUCCUCGAGCGACUCCUCCAGUAGCAACGACCCUUCUCCGGAUCCAUCGGUCGAUCCCUCGUCGCUCCCACAGGCUGUAAAGGCAAGGAAGGCUGAAUAUACCCAUCAACAGUCGAUUCGCGUGAAGGUCGGCACAUGGAAUGUCGCUGCCAUUCCAGGUACCGAGAAUGAUAUUGGGAAAUGGUUCGUACAGCGGGAAGGCGUAUGUGAGCAGAUAUCCGGACUCCGGGUCUCCGACUCGCAAGAGCAAGCUAGUGUGAAAAAUAAUGAGUCUGGAAACGGGGAAAGCCUACCUGAAUUUGCGCCGCACAAGAUUGGCCUUUACGUCCUGGGGUUACAGGAGAUCGUGGAUGUUUCGUCGCCUGCGGAGGCCUUGAGGCCGUAUGUUGACCCAGCACCGUCGAAUCGGUGGAAAGCAGCAGUUCAGAAAGCCCUGCCAGAGGGAUAUAAGCUUAUUGCGGAGACUCAGUUGGUGGGCUUGCUUCAGUUAGUAUAUGCGGCACCUUCUCUCGCCGACCAUGUGUCGUUUGUUAGCUGCGCCAGUGUGGGCACGGGCCUCUUGGGGUAUAUGGGCAACAAGGGUGCUGUUACAACUCGAUUAAUGCUUGGUGAAACGACAUGUCUGGUCUUCGUGAACUGUCACCUGGCGGCUGGAUCCGACAAGAAUAGUCUAGAACGACGGAAUUGGGAUGCUUCACAAAUUGUCGGUCGGACGAAGUUCGAGCCCAUCGACCCAAACGUAGCACUUCGAGAAGAACUCACCGAGAGCAUAGGCAAAGAGGACUUUGCAUUUUGGUUUGGGGAUCUCAAUUAUCGCCUGGAGGAUAUCCCGGCUGUUUCGGACGAGGAUGUGGAUCCUCACACCGAUCCAGCGUCUCUGCAAACCACCAUAUCGUCAUUACUGCCCCAUGACCAGCUUCGGAUGCAACAAGAUAAGCGGAAAGCUUUCCAUGACGGAUGGCGAGAGGGCCCGAUCACUUUCCUUCCUACGUAUAAGUAUGACGUGGGAAGCGUUGCUAGGUUUGAUUCAAGCGAGAAGAACCGAGGUCCCAGUUGGUGUGACCGGAUACUCUCGUUAGAUGUGGACGACGAUGCGGAUAACUCACUGCAGCUUGAGUACUAUGUAUCGCAUCAAGGCAUCCUCUCCUCGGAUCAUAAACCCUUGGCCGCAGCAUUUACGUUGACGUACGACUCGGUGGAUCCGCAGUUGAAAGCCAAGGUACACCAGGAGGUGGUUCGGGAGCUGGAUAAGGUGGAAAACGAGUCUCGGCCUGGGCUCACCGUUGUGGUGGACCACCACGGCAGUCAACCUACAAGUGAAGACCCCAAUGCCGUGAACUUUGGUGACAUACCUUUCGAUGUGCCUGUCACCCGGUCACUGACGGUCGCAAACACCAGCGGCGUGCCUGCAACGUUUACCCUAGAAAAGCCGGAGCAAGAUGUCUCUAAUCGCACACCAUCCUGGCUGGAUUACCGUAUCGACCAACCACAUCUGUCUGACUCGGACUCCGGCUCAAAGCAGAAGCUGCCGUCGCACGAGUGUACCCUGCAUCCCGGGGAGAUUGCCAACAUUGAGGUCACAGCAUGCGUUCGAGAUAUUGAACUGGCUCGUUUAGUAAAUGACGGAAAAUUGAGUCUAGAGGAAAUCCUCGUCCUUCGAGUGGCGCACGGCCGAGAUCACUUCAUCUCCGUUCAUGGCAAAUGGCUGCCCACCUGUUUCGGCCGCUCAUUAGAGGAGCUAACUGUCAUGCCUGAAACGGGCGCACGCAGCCUAGUUCCAGCCAAGGCACCCCGAGACCAAAACAAUACCCCGGGCAUGCCUUUGUCGGCUCCUCGGGAGCUUUUUCGAUUGACGGAGGCCAUAUCCGAGAUAUCAGAACGUGCCAUUGCCGAGUGGAGCAUGACAAGAAGUGAGGCGGAAGAAGAUACACCACCAUGGAUGAGAGAGCCCGCUGGAUUCGGAUGGCCUUUUGAGCCUGAGGCCUGGACUCUGCGCGAUCAAGUUGAACGUUCCCAUCUCUUAUCCCGUGCUCGCGAAGCGCUCGACACCAACAAGGAUUUCAACUCUGUUUUCGCCCCAGAGGUAACUUCACUCCAGCGUCUGGAAAUCCUCAGCGAAACGCUUCUCGCAUUCCUCGGAUCCCUGAAGGACGGUAUCGUCACUGCCGCCGUCUGGCAAAACCUCGACCAACAAAUUCUCACUCGCGAAAAAACCAAACAACCCCCACUAUCUUGGGAAGACUCCCAGGCCUGGGUGCUCGAAAGCCUCGCCUUUUCCCCCGUCCACAGCGUCUCCUUCACCUUCGUCACGUUCAUGUUAGCCCGCAUCGCGAACGAAGUUGCCCCUGCAUCCUCCAUUCCCAACAACACCAACACGAACAACCGCGGCCCCUCACCAAACGUUUUAUCCUCAUCGUCUGGCAACGAAUCACAGCCAAAGACAGCCACCCAGAACCCACCGGAAGAUGCAUCCCAGCCUGGCCCUGCCCCUGCCGCCUUUAUCCGCCGCAAAACACGUACCUUCACUUCCUCGAUUUCAAGCAUAACAACCGAACAACCCUCGCUUAAUCCUAGUCCUAGUCCAAUGGCCAUUCGUCGUCAGGCCGUGGAAACUGCUCUUGCAUCCAUCUUCUCAACAGUUCUCAUAUCAUCAGACAUUGCUGCACCGUCAAAGGAGAAAGAUCGGCGUGCCUUAGAGGAAAGGAAACGGAGUAUCAUUGAGCCGUUUUUAAAGACUAUUGGAGUUGAUAAUAAGGGGCCCUCAGGUGGUGUUUCCUAA